Molecule: messenger RNA, 405 nt
Organism: Pestalotiopsis fici W106-1
Lineage: Eukaryota; Fungi; Ascomycota; Sordariomycetes; Amphisphaeriales; Sporocadaceae
Exons: 1
Coding region: 1-405 (134 amino acids)
Source: RefSeq, a predicted model, not a curated record
AUGCACGCUGGCCGGGGUUGUGUUGUCAUCGAGAUCAAGCUGCUCGACGUGGGCCCAGAUGGCAUGGUGGUAAACACAGAUAUGCCGGGCGACCAUGUUAUGGGCGUGACUAGAGCCAUGGAUGGUUCAGGGACACUGACAGACAGAGUGCAUAUCAACCUGGGCAGCAGCGCGGUCGUCAAGAAGCCACCAAAUAUGCCGUGGACCGAGGCUGCCAGUGUGCCUUCGGCCUGGCUGACGGCCUUUACGGCUAUUGAGAAGUGCGCUUCAACUGUCGACACUUCCAGGAAGCACAAAAUUGCUAUCCUCAGCGGUAGCUCACCCACGGGUAUCUACGCGAUACAGAUCGCCCACAAGCGCGGUUGGUGGGUCAUGGCCACUUGCUAUGCUCGAUAUCGUGGAUAG